Molecule: messenger RNA, 3576 nt
Organism: Lactuca sativa (garden lettuce)
Lineage: Eukaryota; Viridiplantae; Streptophyta; Magnoliopsida; Asterales; Asteraceae
Source: RefSeq, a predicted model, not a curated record
GAGCAACAAUCCUAAGGCAGGUUAUGAAGAAGUGUCUGAAAAGCUUGUGAGUUAUUGUGAAGGGCAUCCAAUGGCUCUUAAAUUAUUGGGCAGGUCUCUAUACAAUCGAGAUGUAAAUUAUUGGGAGGGGUACAUAGACAGGCUGAAGAAAGAAAAUGAUUCCCCUAUAUAUAAUGUCUUGAAAAUGAGCUUUGACUCUUUGCCAUCAGAAAAUGAUAAGGAGUUGUUUAAACAUAUUGCAUGUAUUUUUGUCAGAAUGGACAGAAAUGUUGCUAUAACAAUAUUAGAGGCAUGCAAUAUUGAAACAAAAACCGGGAUCACGAAUCUCAUUGACAGAUGCCUUCUUAGGAUUGGACGAAAUAAUGAAUUGAUGAUGCAUCAGCUUGUUCAAGAGAUGGGAAGAUUUGUAGUACGUCAAGAAUCACUUUACAAACCGUGGGAACGAAGUCGAUUAUGGGGUCAUGAGUCAUUUAGAGUGUUGAAACAAAAAAUGUAAGAGCCAUGUACACUUGUUUAAAGCAUGCAUGUUGCAUUUCUAUAUACAUGUCUGUAAUAUUUUUAAGUAUUUUUGAAUCCACUUUUUCUUAGGGUACGGAAAAUGUUGUUGGUCUCACUAUUGACAUGAGAAUGCUUAAGAAAGAGAAGUUGCAUGGAUCAGUCGAGUUGAAAACAAAUGUAUUUGGUAACAUGUAUAGGCUAAUGCUGCUACAACUCAACUACGUACAAAUGACUGGCUCUUACAAGAAUUUUCCUGAGGAAUUAAGAUGGUUGUGUAUGCAUGGGUUCCCUUUGAAAUCUAUACCUUCAGAAUUACCGAUGGAGAAUUUGGUUUCUCUUGACAUGUCGUAUAGCAAGAUUGAAUCAUUUGGGAUUCAUUAUAGCUAUCCACAACGACUUCAUAAGAGGCUAAAGCAAUUGAUUGGAUCAUGCUCAAAAGACAAAAGGUUGCUUGGAUCGUUGAAAAUUCUUAAUUUGAGUUUCUGUGAACAGCUUCAUAGUCUUAGUGGCUUUGACCACCUCCCUUCACUUGAGAGGUUAAUACUUAAAGGUUGCAUUGGUUUGCUUGAGGUUUGUCUAUCAGUUGAGCAAUGUCUUGAACUUAUCCUUGUUGAUCUGAGCUAUUGCAACAAGCUUGAAAAACUACCAAGAAUCAUAGGCAUGUUAAAAAGAGUUAAAAAACUAUUUCUAAAUGGUUGUUAUCUCGGUGAAUCUCAAAUCAAGAUUAGGGAUAUGGAUUCAACAGAAAAGUUCAAGGCUAACAGCACUGGUGUAAACACUAAAAUGGAUUCCUCCGCUAUUCUCGAGGUUAUACCAAGUGAUUUGAGGUUCUUUACAGUUUCUUUACCAAGAUCUUUAGUAAGCUUGUCACUUAAGGAUAAUAAUUUGUCCACAGAAUCCUUUCCGAUGGACUUCAGUUGCCUGUCCAUGUUAAAGGAAUUAUAUUUAGAUGAAAAUCCUAUAGUUUCCUUGCCCAAUUGUGUGAGAAGCCUUCCUAGGCUUGAGACACUUAGUAUGGUAAAGUGUAAUAUGCUGACAUCAGUCGAACAUCCUCCACACACACUAACUUUUAUGAAACUAUAUUUUGAUUCUAAAAGGCCUUCGCUACGAAAAGUUAUAUUUCACCCACAAAUGUCCCCACUCGAUUUCUUUAUGGACUGGAAGAUGUUAGCACCUUCUUCAUUUGAAAUUGAAGGCAUUGUUAAAACCCAACCAAUGGAAAGUGUCGAGGAAAAGGUAUUAUGUAGAUUGGGCUGGACUAAGCUAGACUCUCAUAAUGAUAGGUGCGUGGUAACAUGUACAGGCUACAGAGGAAGAGAGGAAUGUGAAAUGCAGAUGUAUUAUGAAUUUGGAAUAUUCAGCACAAUUUAUGGAGGCCAAGAGAUGCCGAGCUGGAUUACGGAUAGAAGCACAGGGCCAUCAAUAUCAUUUACCAUACCAUCAUCCCCUAACAAACUCACUGGAUUGAAUUUCUGCUUUGUGCAGACGCCUCUAUAUCUCUCUGAGUCCUUUUAUCUGCCCUUGAUCAAAAUUAGUAAUAUAACAAAAAACCUCACCUGGAUAUACCAACAUUACCUUGACGUAGUCUAUCUCGGUGGAAAGUGUUUGACGUUGUUAAGCCAUUGGAUGUUUGGGUCGAAUGAAAUGGAAUGUGGUGACCACGUUACUAUUACUAUUACCCAAAGGAAGGUUCCAGAUGGUGAUGCAGUUACAAAGGAGUGUGAGGUGAGUUUUGUGUAUGAUGAUGGAGAGAACAAGGUAGAAGAAGAUGUGUUGGGUUAUUACAAGUCAUGGAAUCACAUCAUUGGUGGAGAUUUCACUGGAUUUCAGUCAACAACAGGAGAAUACAUCCUAAAGAAAAGUCGAAUUCUGCGGCCUUACAUUGAUACGUAUCUACUAAAUUCUGGCAAUCUUAGUGAAGAGGGAGCCCGCUUAAUUAAAGAUAAGCAAGUCUACUUCAAAGCUUUGUCUCAAAGGAAGUCUGCAGUAAUGGAGGAUGGCCCUUAAGGUCUAAACAUUUAGGACAUUGCAUAAGAGGAUCAUCUUGAAGGGGAAGAAGAUGAAAUGGAUGGCUGACUUCAAUAUUGAUGAAACAAUUAUGAACAACGAAAAACAAAUGGCAAUCUUGGAUGCUCUCUUUAUAACCAAAUGCCUUUGGUUUCCUAUUUUUUUUGAUCUUUAGAGCAUAUCAUGCCACAUGCAUAACAUGGUCAACGAAAUUGGUAUGUUUCAGUUGACUUUUUCCCAAAUUUAGUACCAGGUGUUAAUUUAUCUGGUUGAAGCAUAACUUGGUUUAUUUACUGUUCAUAAUUUGGUUUUUUACUUCAAAUAAAUUUGAUGACGAGGAUGUAACGUUUAUGUGUUGUGUGUCUGAUCUCAGGUUAUUUUCAUACACAUUUAACUUAGUUGUUGUCUUGAGGUCAUUUUGAGCCAUUUAUGGUUCUUAUUGGCACUAAUCAAUUAUUUUGUAACGCCCUGUUCUAAAUUGGCUCCUAGUCUGAGGUUGUGGCCCGAAGGCCGGUCUUCAUAAGGAUUAUGGUUUUUGAAAGGCUAAGAUCUAGGCCAUUUUGGGUGCGAGUGAUGUAUCAGGAGCGAUCCGGAUGUUCGGUUUGUGUUUUGCAGCAUAGGGGUAUUUUGAUAAAGUGUCAGUUUGGGCUUUUGUGGAAAAUGGACUUUUGUUCGGAAGGUCUUAAGGAAGAUCUGAGUUGAUAGAAGCGUAGGGCUUCUCGUUACCUUUUCAUGGAUAUAAGGAUCGUCGAAAACGGAUUUAUAACGAAGAAGUUAUGGCCUUCAAAAGUUUAGUAGUUUCAGGCUUAGCCGAGUAUGCUGGGCAUACACAAAGAGUACGCUCAUCGUACUUUUAGAGUACGUUGGGCGUACUAACCAAAAUGGUAGUGAAUGUUCUUUGGAGUAUGUUGGGCGUACCAUAUGAACGCUGGGCGUACGCCAAUUAGACCCAAACCCUAUUUUAGGGUCUUGGACCCUAUUUAAGUUCCUUAUCUCAUAACCUUACCCUAAUACCUUCAGCCUCCAUCCCUCAAAACCCUUGCAAUCGACCCUUAGCCCACAUUUGAGUGA